This is a messenger RNA of Cladophialophora immunda, 1204 nucleotides long. RefSeq lists its product as uncharacterized. NCBI's taxonomy places the organism in Eukaryota, Fungi, Ascomycota, Eurotiomycetes, Chaetothyriales, Herpotrichiellaceae. The record is from RefSeq and is a predicted model, not a curated record. The transcript has a single exon. The coding region runs from base 318 to 1058 and encodes 246 amino acids.
GUUAGCGUUUACGCUAAUGGCCACUAGGCCACCUGAGGUAAGGGUCUGAUUUAUCUGAGACAAGCCCUCCACCCCCAGAUUAAUCGAUGACUAAUCAUUGAUUCGAUUUUGAGGAGGAUCGCGUUAGCGCUGCGCUUUUCUUACAGUACGGAACAAACAACAACACACCUGCUCUGCUUCUCCAACGACCGCGUCAAGAACCUAUGAUUUUCACCCUUCCCUUUACGGUAUUUACGACAGAUGCCCCCUCGCCCUCCUAGCCAGAUCAAAUUCGUAUCUCCCUCACCCGACGAACAGGGGAGAGUGUGGAAUGGCUCAUGCAUCUAGGACCUCUCAGCAAAGACCCCUACCCUCUACCGACAGCGGGAAACGGAGUUUUUGCCCCACCCGGUGAAGCGGUUAUUUAUCUCCCCGGAUACGAGACCGAUCGAACCCUCCUACGGUUUUGGGCGUACAGCGUAGACGAGAAAGAUGGGCCAUAUGUGAAUUAUGAGUUUGCGUACGACAUGUACGACAUGUGCAUGGCGAUGGCCAACAAUGCCGGACCUGGGUUCUUCACGAAAGGACGAGAGCCGAGCAGCGAAAAGGUAGAGGCGGAAAAAGGCGGUUUGCUGGCGAAGCACAAAUAUUUCUUUCACGUUGGAAGUGACACAUCGACCGUGCUAGAGAAAUGCCCGGUUCUGCGAAGCUUUCGGGACUUCACGUUCAGGCCGGAAGAUGUGGGCGAGCAUUGGCGGAAGGCCGUUCCGGGGGAGAGAAGCGCAGACUGUUACUUACCGGAUGCAUGCUGCGUGAGUGGUGAAGAUGUGAUGAUAGAAGUAGCGCAUUUGACUCCAAAGACGGAAUGGCUAUUCUGGAAGGAGACUGCGUUGCACCGAUACGCGAUGGAGCCAAUCCCUCGCACCCAAGGACGUGAAACCUAUACUCGGAGCAACACCAUUUCACUGGCUUCCAACCUACACAAGAUGUUUCAUGCCGGCCAUUUCGAUACAAAGGUUAUAUUGUUAACUUCUCAAGAGAUACCGGCAAGGUUUACAGCAAUCUUCCAUUACCUCUAGAGCAUCUGGAAAUUGUCCAGUUGCGUCCAGGCGACACAGCAAAUAGCAGGCUCUUAGCCAAGUAGUUCACGAAAGACUUCCGUGUCAGUCGCUCCGUUAUUGCGAGGUAGCUCGCUCGAUUACCUCUAUCCUAACCAUCCCGGAUA